Molecule: messenger RNA, 1983 nt
Organism: Symbiodinium sp. CCMP2456
Lineage: Eukaryota; Dinophyceae; Suessiales; Symbiodiniaceae
Source: the annotation of a GenBank genome assembly
AUGACCAAGCUCAGGUUCUGGACCGCAGACAUCUUCGUUAACUUAAAUACGGCAAUCUACAUCAAGGGCAAGCUCACGUUGUCGCGCACCGCGAUCUUCUGGCGCUACCUGAAGACGUGGCUCAUCCUGGAUGUGACGCUGGUGUCCUUGGACUUCUUCAACAUGGGCUACAUCCCCGGAGACUUCGCAGGCGAUCUCACAGUCUUCCGAGCUGGCCGGGUGGUGCGCAUCUUCCGCGUCUUCCGGCUUCUGCGGUUGCUGAAGAUGACGAAGCUGGACGAGAUCACGCAAGAGAUUGCGGCUUCCACUGGGCGGCAGUGGAUCAUGCUGGUCAUGGCUGUGUUCAACUCUGCUGUUGUGACCAUGCUGGUGGCGCACAUUGUCACCUGCGUUUGGUUUUGGAUUGGCAAGACGGUUUGGGAUGAGGGCCAUGUCAGCUGGAUCCACCUUGCAGAGGCCGAGAAUCUCAGUGCAAGUGUUCAGUAUAUCCAUGCCAUCCGCUAUGUGAUGAACCCUCCUGCACCGCCUUCCAUCAUGGCGAAUAGUGGACGAGAGCGAGUUUUCGACAUUCUGAACUUCGUGUUCACUUUGGUCGUGAUCGGCGGCACCGUCUCCAAGAUAUCCGGGACUUUGGCAGAGCUGCGAGCGAUGAACGAAUCACGCGCCCGCCAGAAGCGAGAGAUUCGCGUGUAUCUCACCCACCAAGAUGCCUCGUUUGAGCUCGUUUCCCGCAUCAUGCGGUUCGUGGACUACAAGCUGGAGAAGAACACUCCGAUAUCUUUCGACAGCUCCCUGAUAUCCAUAACGCUUCAGACAGAGCUCUACGUCAACCAGCGAGGGAAGUUCCUCGAGUCCGUGCCAGUCUUCGGCCUCACGAAGCAAGCAUUUCCCGACUGCUUUGCGAGCAUUUGUGCGGCGCUGGUGAAGAAUGUAUUCGAGAAGAAGGAGUGCGUGUUCACGGCGGGAGCUGUUGCAAACGCAAUGUACCUCACCGCCACCGGCACGUACAUCCACACCGACAGCAACGGCGCGGAGGAGACCUUCACCGGCGAGCACUGGUUCGAAGAAAUGAGCCUCUACGCUGAAAGCAUGGUCCAUCAUUCCACCUUGACAUCGAAGACUUUCGGGGAAAUAUUCACCCUGGACGGGAAGGACCUAGUGGACUGCUUGCAGAACUCCCCUGCCUCAGCAUCCAUGUUCUGUGGCUAUGCGAAAGCCUUCGUCGAGAUGAUGCAAAAGCCAACUGGGCUCACAGUCCACGGCCAGCAGCUGGUGACGGCAGAUUCCUGCUGCCGGCAUACGCGGCAGUACCAGGAGCUGUACCCUGAUCCGAAGACACGCUUGGAUAACAUCUGCAUCCUGCACGAUGUUUUGGGGCCCGACAUCCAGACACCGUCGGAAAGCACCUGCAGCUUCCGUUCUGGGGGGUUGGCCCACAUGCUCAAGGACCUCGACCGGGGUGGUUUGCAACCUGAAAACAUCAUCAUGAUGCUGCAGAACGCCAUUCCCGAACUUCAUCCAGACGUUGGGACGCACGCUCUCCUGGAGCAACUCUUCGAGCGGGACCGAGCUGUUUCCUCUUGUGUCAGCUUGUUGGCCUUGGUUUACGAUGACUACAACCUGUUCGUGAAGCCGCAGCUGUUGGCUCCGGUGGAGGUCACCACGCCUGGCCAGUGGAAGCACCUGAGGGAGCUGGUAACCUGGGUGAAGCCCACGCCAGAACAGCUACAAGCCGUUCUCGUGCUGUUGGCGAUCAGGGGACUCGGAAAGUCUACCGUUCUCAUGAACCAGAUCAGAUCCAGCCACGGGCGACCGGAGCAGGUAGUGUUGUACUUGAUCAAGAAGGCGCAGAAUGUGGUCCCGUCGACACGAGGCCUGAGCGAGAAGGCCUUGGGCUUCAUCGAGAACACCCUGUUGCUCCACGAGGUUUUCAACCUUGCGCAGAUGCUUCAAGGUGAAAAUGUCCCAGCGUCCUGGCUUUGA